GGGGACGGAAAGCCUCUCAUCUUGGCCUGCAGCGACGUGGCUGCGCUGGCGGGGCGCAACAAGUUUCAGCCCAUGCAGAAGGCUUGGCGGGGUUUGAUCAAGAAAAACUUCAAUUCACUAUACAGCAGCCUGGCCAAGAAGGAGGACCCGCGGCUCCUGACUGACGAAGACAUCUUAGCCGAGGAGACCAAAAAGAUGAAGCCGGUCGAGCAGAUAGCCCUGAGAAGAAUGAGAGAGAAAGCAGUCGCCGACGAAAACAAGCAGGCAGUCUUCUACGCAGACCCCCGCACUGCAGCCCCAGGUUUGACGAAGGAGAGCGCGAAGGUUGUGAUGAGCCAGAUAAUGAAGCAGCGCGGCUGGAGGUCCGAGAAGCGGGGCCUCCAUAUUGCCGAAAAGGCGGAGAAGACGAGUGCUGUGAAUAUCUGA
Messenger RNA from Prorocentrum cordatum, 426 nucleotides. The record is from the annotation of a GenBank genome assembly. NCBI's taxonomy places the organism in Eukaryota, Dinophyceae, Prorocentrales, Prorocentraceae.